AUGGUCUGGACUCAGGCGAAGGCUGUUGCCGUCCUGGCAGCGGUCGAUGCUAGUGCCCAAGGCUUCUUCUCCGGCCUGAGCCAGCAAGUGGCCGCCUGUGGCCCGUCCAGCUUCUACGACAUGGGCUGCUACGUUGCCUCCUCUACGCCCGUCACAGGCAUAAGCGUUUUCGAGAUCAGUAACUACGUUCCAGGAAAUACCGCCGCCUACCAGAAGUCCCAUCCUCAGUUCUGGGGCGAUGUCCAAGGGCUAACCAACUUCAACGCCACCGUGACCCCUUUCACCUGUGCUGCGGCGUGCCAGGGCUACGGCUACAAGAUUGGCCAGCUUCUGGCCAACCGCUGCACGUGCACAGUCAUGCUUGCCACCACGGCCAGGACGACGUACAGCAGCGGUACCGCGCCGUCUUGUACUAGCUCCCGUUGUUUUGGUGAUUUCGACCAAUUCUGCGGUGGUGCCUCGGCUGGUGAAGGUGUGAAAGUGUCUGCGGACCCAAGCUUCCCCUCAGACGCAGACAUUCGCAUCAAUAACGCCACUCUGGCGCUUGGCUACAAGUAUCUCGGCUGUUUCAACCUGGGUAGUCAGGGCUUCCGGAACAACAAGGGUGCCACAACGAGCGCUACCAAGGAGGAUUGCAACCUGCGCUGUGCAAAGGAGGGCUAUCCUUACGCCUCCUUUACGGGCACUGAAUGCGACUGCGGUGUCUCCUUCGGACCGGGCUCUUACCAGAUCAACAGGCCCGCCGACACUUGCGACAACGGCCUGGGCGCCCGCGCCGUCGUUGUGAACCCCGACCUGCAGGGCUGCUACGUACCGCCAGUUCCGGGCUAUGGAAACCUGGAUGCGCAGAGCAAUCUGGCCUCAUAUACGUGCGCUGCCGACGUUGUCUUGCCUAAGAACUUGGCCGUGCAGCCUCUGUCCAUCACCAGCCCGGGCACCAACAAGGUCAACACCGUCCUGCCCGUCCGCCAACGCCAAGUCGGCUCGUUCUACAUCCGCGGCUGUUAUUCGUCUGACAUGUCAGCUGCCUUUGGUAUCCCCGUCCCUGCCCAGAAGCCCGGCGCCAGCUCCUUGGAGAUGUGCGCAAACAACUGCGCCAACUUCCAGUACUUUGGCCUCCAGAACGGAGGCCUGUGGUGCGCGUGCAGCGACACGCUGGCGAUCGAGCCCGACGCCGCCGACAUGUCCGUCUGCAACCGCAAGUGUGCCAGCACCCCAAGGCAAAACUGCGGUUCCGGGAGUGGCCCCAUCGUCUAUGGCAAGUCCACCGUGGGGAACGCUGUCUGGAGCUCCAUACAGACGACCUUGACGUUGAGCUCCCGGGCGGCGUACACGUGCGCCCCCAAUCCCAGCACCACCUCGGGAUCCAGCAGUGCUGUCUCGACUGAUUCUACCUCUGCGACGAGCUCCCCGACUGGGACGAGCUCUGCCGCUGGGACGAGCUCCCCGACUGGGACGAGCUCCGCCACGGGGACCAGCUCUGCCGCGGGAACGAGCUCUGUCACUAGGACGACCUCACCUGCUGCCUCGUCUUCGUCGGCUUCCAGCAUCCCACCCGUCGUGCCGACCUCGCCUUCUACCGGUCCCAAUGUCCAGACUUCAAGCGCCCAAACGUCAAGCGCCGCCUUGCAGUCGUCGACCUCAUGCGGUACCUGUGCUUUCACUGCUAGCACUGUUCCCUCCAGCACCUCCGCUGCCCGUACCACCUCUGCGGCCAGCUCUGCGGCCAGCUCUCCUGCCAGCUCUUCUGCCAGCUCCGCGGCCAGCUCUGGGGCCAGCAGUGUUGGCGGUGAGGUCCCCACGACAUCACCUUCUGCCGGCAGCUCCUCUGUCACACUUCAGCCGCCGUCCGUCACUUCCUCGGCAACCACGUCCACUGCCGAGCCGUUGGAGACCGUGACGAUCGCGUAUCCUCAGCACACAGACUACGCAGCUGCCGCCGAUGUGCCGGUUGGUGAGGGCAUCAGAGCUUAUAUAUUUCCCGAUGGGCCCAACGGACAGCAGGUUGACGUGGUUAUUGUGAACGAGGGCUGCUACGUCCUCCAGGACGGCGCUACCCCGUUCCUGGGUCCUCAGGAGAUGAGAGUGGGCAUAAGCGACCCCGAGGCUUGUGCAGAGGUUUGCCACUCGAGACAAUUCGACUUCAACGGCGCCGUUGAUCAGAGAUGCUACUGUGGUGAUGAGCAAGCACCGACGGACCCACCCCGGUUCUCACAGAUCCAGUGCCCUAGCCCGAAUUCCCCGAAUGGCGGGAGGUCCAACCAGGAUGGCCAGGACAUCGUGGGCAGGUCCGUCGUUCACAGGGCUGCUGGUUAUCUUCAGAUUUUCAAGGUGCUCAACAGGGCCAGGGUCAGAGAAGUCGAGGCCCCGUCUUCCUCUACUACUUCCUCUAUCGCGGAAAGCACAUCCUCCCUUUCUCGGGACCUCACGCCUGUUGUUGGUGGAUCCUCGACAUCGGUAACUGGUUUCCCUACCUUGUCCACAUCGGCGGGGGCUUUCGCAAACUCUUCGACCGCCAGUGGUGGCCUCGGGGCGUCUUCAACUGCCAGUGGUGUAUUCGGAAAUUCGUCCACUGCUAGUGGUGGAGUUGGGGCGCCUUCAACUACCAGCGUUGGAGUCGAAGCAUCAUCGGGAUCUGGUGGCCAAUCCGGAUCACUUUCGACUCCCAGCGGUGGAUUCGGAUUAUCUUCAACCGCUUCUGGCGUAUUUGGAAACUCUUCCACCGGCUCUGGAGGGGUCCGAACUCCCACAACACCUGGCGGCAUAUCACGAUCCUCGUCGGCUUCUGGCGGCGGGCCUGCUACUUCUGGCGGCGGAUCCGGAGCUUCUUCAGGUUCGAACAACGGCGGCACAAUCAUCACUUCCUCGAGCACGCAGUACUUCACAGUGACAACCGGAUUUUCCGGAAGCUCUCUGACUGGACCCGUUACCAGCGGUGGCAGCAUGAGUUCCAUUCCGACCGGCAGCCUGGGCACUUCGCGGGCACCUUCAGCUUCGGGAUCCGGCACUUCGCCCAGCGGAUCUGCGGUCCCAUCUUCCGAUGUCUUCGUCAUUCAGAUCGGCCCAGCCGACCCCAGUCAGUCGGGUGCCCCAGGCUCCAAGGCGCGCCGGCAGAGCAGCAAUGGCGGUUUCGUCGGCAACGCGGGUGUCAACAACCCGGUCGAGUGCUCGCAGGCCACCCAGUUCACCAUCAUCGACGGCGAGCUCUUCAGCGGCGGCCAGAGGGUAUCGACGGACUUCGGCGUGAGAUCGGCGCCACUGGCUGUCAGGCCCACCGUCGGGCUGAUAACCAGGACGUGGGAGAUCGUGGACGACGAGCUCCUCUGGGUCAACGCCGCCUUCGCCGGCGGCCAGGCUACCUUCUGCUUCGACACCGCCACGAGCAGGGUCUUCUUCACCACCACGGGCCCCGGCAACGAGCCUGUUGGAUGUACGGCCAUCGAACUGACGCCUCUCUUUGUGGCCGACUGUCCUGGACUCAACCCCGACAAUGGCGUCCUCCCUGCUGAGGAGACACUGAUCCUGCCCCCAGGUACCUACUUCCCGGGACAAUCGCCGGCCGACAGGGUCGCCGGGAAUCGUAAGGAACAGAACGACGAUGUGGAGCGAGAUGUUUUGAUGACUUCAUGGAUAUUUAUUUCUUCAGUGCGGCCAGGCGAAGGCUAUGAUCUGGAUCUAAAAUCCCAGGCAUCGAUCAGAUCCGUUGCAUCAGCCAUGGCCGAGGACAUGAUGUCCUUCUACAAGGGCAAUGAGCCGGGCCAGACGCCUGGUCUCCUCCCAAAACCGUACUACUGGUGGGAGGGCGGUGCUCUCAUGGGGGCACUCGUCGACUACUGGUAUUGUACGGGCGACACCACGUGGAACCAGAUCACCCAGCAGGGCUUGCUGUUCCAGGUCGGCCCCGACGAGGACUACAUGCCGCCUAACCAGACGAUGACCGAGGGCAAUGAUGAUCAGGGAUUCUGGGGCAUGGCCGUUCUCUCUGCUGCCGAGUACAACUUCCCCAACCCACCCACCUCCAGACCGCAGUGGCUGGCCCUGGCACAGAAUGUGUUCAAUUCCCAGGCGGCCAGGUGGAACACUGCCCAGUGUGGCGGUGGGCUGCGGUGGCAGAUCUUCCAGUGGAACAAUGGCUAUUUGUACAAGAACAGCAUCUCCCAGGCCUGCUUUUUCAACAUGGCGAGCCGCCUAGCCUUGUACACGGGCAAUCACACGUACGCGAAGUGGGCAAAUCGCAUCUGGGACUGGAUGGUCGAUGUCAAGUUCCUGCACGAUGACUCGUACUACAUAUACGACGGUGCUCCGGUCGAGGGCAACUGUACCCAGGUCGUACCCUACCAGUGGACCUACAACGCGGGAGCAUUCCUGCACGGCGCCGCGGCCAUGUACAACUACACAGCUGGCACCGAUCCGGUCACGGAGGCAGUUUGGCGGUCGAGGGUCAACGGGCUGCUGACUGGGCUGCGCGUGUUCUUCACGGGCGCAGACUACGACAUCAUGACCGAGGUUGCCUGCGAGGGCGUGCACCUCUGCGACAACGACGAGUUGAGCUUCAAGGCGUAUCUUGCCCGUUGGAUGGCCGCGACGACAAAGUGGGCCCCGUGGACGUACAGUACUAUCAAACCGUUGCUGGAGGCAUCCGCCGCGGCUGCCGCCGUCCAGUGCAAGGGCGGAGAUAACGGCCGAAUGUGCGGUCACAUGUGGGCGAACAACAGCGGGGAGUGGGACGGGACCACUGGCGUGGGACAGCAGAUGGCCGCGAUGGAGGUUGUCCUUGCGACAAUGAUCCAGAAGCUGGACGCACCUGUGACAAACUCGACAGGUGGUACGAGCACUGGGAACCCAGGUGUAGGAGAGACGGGGAUUGGGCAGGUCAAUGCCCCAUCUGCGCUCGAGAAAGUGAGACCGAUAUCGACCGCGGACGGGGCAGGUGCUUACUUCCUCACAGUUUUGGUGGUGCUGUCCCUGCUGGCAGGAAUGACAUUUGUCUUUCAUGAUGACGAGGAGGGCAGGGCCAUUGGGAAAAGAUGGAAGACUCUGCAAGAUGACAUGAAGCCCGGAGGGGUCUUGAGACAUUUAGAGGAAAAGGGACCGAAGAAAGAUGGACAGCAGGAUCGAGGCGAUGGUUUUGAAGACGUCAAUCUCGACGGUCCAUCGACUCCUGCAUCAAAGCCUGACUGCGAGAAGAAGAAGUCGUCCGUGCGAUCUGUCUCCUUCUACGGCAGCCCAGAUGUGAGGCCUUCGCUGACGUUGUCACGGAGAAAUGACUAUCCGGACGAGCAGCCGUGGAGGAGAGCAGCUCGCCCAGGAGAUUACGCCGGUGCGUUCGAUCCCAGCCGUAGGAAUGGCGCCGGGUUUGGCAUCCUUGACACCCAGAUGGAGGAUGUCCCUCUGGGUUCCUCCACCGCUGGCGGCCGUUCCGAUACGUCUGGGCUGAGGAGCUUCUGGAGCGACACUAGUUCGGGACGCACUCUGACUGAGAAGAAGCUGAGGCUGGAACGAAAGCCGCUGCCGGGCAGGCCCGGGCUGGGGAGGAAGAUGACGGGUCAGGGGGUGGAGGAUAGGAAGCUUUAG
Diaporthe citri is the source of this 5574-nucleotide messenger RNA. RefSeq lists its product as uncharacterized. Gene Ontology annotation, biological process: fungal-type cell wall biogenesis; carbohydrate catabolic process. The transcript has 8 exons. The record is from RefSeq and is a predicted model, not a curated record. Gene Ontology annotation, molecular function: mannan endo-1,6-alpha-mannosidase activity. NCBI's taxonomy places the organism in Eukaryota, Fungi, Ascomycota, Sordariomycetes, Diaporthales, Diaporthaceae. The coding region runs from base 1 to 5574 and encodes 1857 amino acids.